This is a messenger RNA of Megalops cyprinoides (Indo-Pacific tarpon), 1930 nucleotides long. RefSeq names its product phospholipid scramblase 2-like. The transcript has 8 exons. Gene Ontology annotation, cellular component: plasma membrane. NCBI's taxonomy places the organism in Eukaryota, Metazoa, Chordata, Actinopteri, Elopiformes, Megalopidae. Gene Ontology annotation, biological process: plasma membrane phospholipid scrambling. The record is from RefSeq and is a predicted model, not a curated record. Bases 263 to 1243 code for a protein of 326 amino acids. Gene Ontology annotation, molecular function: phospholipid scramblase activity.
UACAAAGACGAACACAGCCGACUUGAAGCUUCGGCAGUGUCGAAAAGACACCCUAAUAGCAGGUCGCUACGUUAAGUGCUACAAAUUUAUUUUAUUUUGGUUUUCAAAAGCUACAGUCUUGCUUUUGAAAAGCAAGCAAGUUACUGGAUCCUGGCUGUGACCCAAGAGGCAUUCGUAUUUGUCAACCGAAACCCUGUGACUGGAACAGAGGGGGAAGUUGGCCUUUCCGUUUCCAUUGGCUGCCCACAGAGCUCAGCGCAUCAUGUCAGCUCCAGGUUACCCAUCUCCUAACCAGCCCCCCUACCCCAUGCCCCAGCCAGGGGGUUACUCCAUGCCCCCGUACCCAGUGCCGCAGGGGGGUUAUGGGGAACCCGGUCAGGCCCCACCGCCCGCUGGUUUUCACAUGGGCUACCAGCCUCCCCCAGGGCAGCCCGUGGUGUACCAGCCAGGCCCGGUGAGCCCUGCCCCUCAUCAGGGGCCCAUGCCUGUUCCCGAAUAUGGCGGAGGCAACAUAGGUGUCCCUGCGGCUGUCUCUCCUGCCCCAGCCGUCUCUGUCCCUGUGGGGGUCCCGCCUGGCUUGGAGUACCUCACGCAGAUUGAUCAGAUCUUGAUCCACCAGAAAGUUGAGCUGCUGGAAGCCUUCAUUGGCUUUGAGACAAACAACCAGUAUGAAAUCAAGAACAGCUUGGGCCAGAAGAUCUACAAGGCCAAGGAGAAGAACGACUGCUGCACCCGCAACUGCUGCGGCUCUCUGCGCAGCUUCGACAUGAAGAUCAAGGACAACAUGGACAGGGAGGUCAUUCGGCUGGUCCGGCCGUUCCGGUGCGCCUCCUGCUGGUGCCCCUGCUGCCUGCAAGAGCUGGAAGUUCAAGCUCCACCUGGCACCACUGUGGGCUAUGUGGUUCAGGACUGGCACCCCUGCAUCCCCAAAUUCUCCAUCCAGGGGGCGUCGCAUGAGACCCUCAUGAAGCUGGAGGGGCCUUGCUUCGCCUGUAACUGCUGUGGGGACGUCAACUUUGAGCUUAAGGGGAAGGAUGGUGGAAAGCCGAUUGGCCGGAUCAGUAAACAGUGGAGUGGACUGCUGAAGGAGGUCUUCACCGACACAGACAACUUCGGCAUCCAGUUCCCCAUGGACAUGGACGUGAAGAUGAAAGCUGUGCUGAUGGGAGCCUGCUUCCUCAUCGAUUUCAUGUUCUUCGAGAAGGUCGGGGACACGAACCAGCGCAACACUGUCUUCUCGUGAGGAGAGGAAGAGAGAGAAAAGAGGAAGAGACGGAGAGAAAGGGAGAGAGAGAAAAAUGCACUAUAGCUCGUACCAGACAGACUCUCUCUUCAGAUGCACUCCAUUUUCCCACGCCCUGUGGAAACCCCGCCCUUUUCCCCGUCCGUAAGAGAGACCCCGCCCCCUUUUCUCUGAUCCAGGCAGAAUUUCCCCUGUUCCCUGCCUCCGCGGAAAAGUCUUCCCUUCCUCGGCCGUAGGAAGUCUGAGCCCCCGUGUGAUUGCAGGUGAAUCCAGCUGAAUAUUUCUACCUGACAGGAAACACAGGGUCACACUUCCUCAGUGUCGCUCUGUGUGUGUGUGUGUGUGUCUGUUCCUGUAUCCAUCUACAUACGUAGCCUUAAGUAUGGAAAAAAUUACAUUCCUCAGCAUGCUGUUUAGCCUCGGAACUACACAUGUAAGCAAUGUAGCCAAUGAUAUUUCAGUUAAUUUACUAAUAAGUCCCUAUUCUCUCAUUAACACCAUUAUCGCCAUUUUAUGUCAUUAUGGUUUCAUAGGAUACAUGUGUUAGUGAUCUUGGUUUUCAUUGGUAUUUUUUUUUUUUUUUUUUUUUUUUUUUUUUUUACUUCUGCCAGAUUGUGUCAUAUGAGAGCGUGCAUCAAGUUUCCAUUCAAAUGCCAAGGAUAACAAAAUUGCUUUAGUGUAUAAAUA